This is a messenger RNA of Clonostachys byssicola, 876 nucleotides long. NCBI's taxonomy places the organism in Eukaryota, Fungi, Ascomycota, Sordariomycetes, Hypocreales, Bionectriaceae. The record is from the annotation of a GenBank genome assembly.
AUGGUCUCCUCCAACCUCCCCUCGGCUCUCAACGCCACGAGCAAUGACAUUGAGCUGCUCCUGGCCUCGCAGGCUCACCUCGGCAGCAAGAACCUCCAGGUUCACAUGGAGCCUUACCUCUGGAAGACUCGUGCCGACGGUGUCAACGUGAUCAACAUCGGCAAGACCUGGGAGAAGAUUGUCCUGGCCGCCCGUAUCAUCGUCGCCAUCGACAACCCGGCCGACGUCUGUGUCAUCUCCGCCCGUCCCUACGGACAGCGUGCCGUCCUCAAGUUCGCCGCCCACACCGGCGCCUCCCCCAUCGCCGGUCGCUUCACCCCCGGUAGCUUCACCAACUACAUCACCCGCUCCUUCAAGGAGCCCCGCCUGAUUGUCGUGACCGACCCCCGCACCGACGCCCAGGCCAUCAAGGAGGCCAGCUACGUCAACAUCCCCGUCAUCGCCCUCUGCGACACCGACUCUCCCACCGAGUACGUCGACGUCGCCAUCCCCACCAACAACAAGGCCCGCAACUCCAUCGGUACCGUCUGGUGGCUCCUCGCCCGUGAGGUCCUCCGCCUCCGUGGUACCAUCUACAGCCGCGAGACCCCUUGGGACGUCAUGCCCGAUCUUUACUUCUACCGCGACCCUGAGGCCGAGGCCGAGGAGAAGGUCGAGGAGGAGAAGGCCGCCGAGGAGGAGGCCCCCGCCGUCGACUCUGGCUUCCAGCAAGCCGGUGACUGGGAGACGCCCGCCGCCGGCUUCACCGGUGCCGCUGCCCCCUCCAACUGGGACGCCGCUGCCGCCCCCGCCGCCACUGAGGACUGGGCCGCCUCCGGCACCACCGCCGAGUGGGGUGCCGCCGGCGCCGAGGCCCCCAAGGAGUCCCAGUGGUAG